Balaenoptera musculus (blue whale) is the source of this 5035-nucleotide messenger RNA. RefSeq names its product inositol polyphosphate-5-phosphatase F (gene INPP5F). Gene Ontology annotation, biological process: regulation of endocytic recycling; phosphatidylinositol dephosphorylation. Gene Ontology annotation, cellular component: early endosome; clathrin-coated endocytic vesicle. Lineage: Eukaryota; Metazoa; Chordata; Mammalia; Artiodactyla; Balaenopteridae. The transcript has 20 exons. The record is from RefSeq and is a predicted model, not a curated record. The coding region runs from base 197 to 3598 and encodes 1133 amino acids. Gene Ontology annotation, molecular function: phosphatidylinositol-4-phosphate phosphatase activity.
AGGCGCGUUCUUCUCCCGCGGGUCUGGCAGCCGGGGCGCUCCCUCAGCCGCCGCUCCCCGAAGCGCGGGCUCUGGCGGCCCCGGCCGACGAGGACGCCCCGCGCGAACCGCCGCCUCUGGGGUCGCGGGGUCGCGGGGCUGCGGAGCCGCUGGCGCGCCCGGGCCGCCGCCGCCUCCCUCCGCGUCCGGGGCCGGCAUGGAGCUCUUCCAAGCCAAGGACCACUACAUCCUGCAGCAGGGCGAACGCGCGCUGUGGUGCAGCCGCCGCGACGGCAGCUUCCAUCUCCGACCGGCUACUGAUCUACUUCUUGCCUGGAAUCCCAUUUGUCUGGGGUUGGUAGAAGGUGUUAUUGGCAAAAUUCAGCUUCACUCAGAUCUACCAUGGUGGCUUAUUUUAAUUCGGCAGAAAGCUUUGGUGGGCAAACUUCCAGGAGACCAUGAGGUCUGUAAAGUUACCAAAAUUGCUGUGCUAUCACUUUCUGAAAUGGAACCUCAGGAUCUUGAGCUAGAGCUCUGUAAGAAGCAUCAUUUUGGAAUUAACAAACCAGAGAAGAUUGUACCAUCUCCUGAUGACUCAAAGUUUCUACUGAAGACCUUUACGCAUAUUAAAUCCAAUGUGUCUGCUCCUAAUAAAAAGAAAGUUAAGGAAAGUAAAGAAAAGGAGAAGUUGGAGAGAAGAUUACUGGAGGAGUUGCUGAAGAUGUUCAUGGACUCAGAAUCGUUUUACUAUAGCUUGACCUAUGACCUGACCAAUUCAGUGCAGAGGCAGAGUGCUGGGGAGAGGGAGCCCUGUCCCCUCUGGCAAAAGGUCGAUGACCGAUUUUUCUGGAAUAAAUACAUGAUACAAGACCUUACUGAGAUUGGUACACCGGAUGUGGAUUUUUGGAUUAUCCCCAUUAUUCAAGGUUUUGUGCAGAUUGAAGAACUUGUGGUUAAUUAUAAUGAGUCAUCUGACGAUGAGAAAAGCAGCCCGGAGACACCCCCUCAGGAGUCCACCUGUGUAGAUGACAUUCACCCACGCUUUCUAGUGGCUCUCAUUUCACGCCGAAGUAGACACAGAGCAGGAAUGCGUUAUAAACGAAGAGGAGUGGAUAAAAAUGGAAAUGUUGCAAAUUAUGUGGAGACUGAGCAGUUAAUUCAUGUGCAUAAUCAUACCUUGUCAUUUAUUCAAACACGAGGCUCUGUGCCUGUGUUUUGGAGCCAGGUUGGGUAUCGAUAUAAUCCAAGACCUCGGCUGGACAGAAGUGAAAAGGACACUGUCGCCUAUUUCUGUGCCCAUUUUGAAGAACAACUGAAAAUUUACAAAAAACAGGUUAUUAUUAAUUUGGUAGACCAGGCAGGAAGGGAGAAGAUAAUUGGCGAUGCUUACCUGAAACAGGUGUUGCUCUUUAACAACUCACACCUCACUUACGUUUCAUUUGACUUCCAUGAGCACUGCCGAGGAAUGAAGUUUGAGAAUGUUCAAACACUAACAGAUGCCAUUUAUGACAUUAUUCUUGACAUGAAGUGGUGUUGGGUUGAUCAAGCUGGAGUAAUAUGUAAACAAGAAGGGAUUUUUCGAGUUAAUUGCAUGGACUGCCUGGAUCGCACCAAUGUGGUCCAAGCUGCCAUUGCACGAGUGGUCAUGGAACAGCAGCUGAAAAAAUUAGGUGUGAUGCCCCCCGAGCAGCCACUACCGGUGAAAUGCAAUCGAAUUUAUCAGAUAAUGUGGGCCAACAAUGGUGACUCCAUUAGCAGACAGUAUGCUGGGACAGCUGCCCUGAAGGGUGACUUUACAAGGACAGGAGAAAGGAAGUUAGCAGGAGUUAUGAAAGAUGGUGUUAACUCGGCAAAUAGGUAUUACCUGAAUCGAUUUAAGGAUGCUUACAGGCAAGCUGUUAUAGAUUUGAUGCAAGGCAUUCCAGUGACAGAAGAUCUUUAUUCCAUAUUUACCAAGGAGAAAGAGCAUGAAGCUUUGCAUAAGGAAAAUCAGAGAAGCCACCAGGAACUAAUUAGUCAACUCUUACAAAGUUACAUGAAGUUACUGCUGCCUGAUAAUGAAAAGUUCCAUGGGGGCUGGGCCCUCAUUGACUGUGACCCCAGCCUCAUUGAUGCUACUCACAGAGAUGUGGACGUGCUGUUACUGCUUUCUAACUCCGCCUACUACGUGGCCUAUUAUGAUGAUGAAGUUGACAAAGUAAACCAGUAUCAACGACUAAGUCUAGAAGACCUGGAAAAAAUUGAAAUAGGUCCUGAACCCACUCUUUUUGGUAAGGCAAAGUUCUCCUGCAUGCGACUGCACUACAGAUAUAAAGAAGCAAGUGGCUAUUUCCACACCUUGAGAGCUGUAAUGCGCAAUCCAGAAGAGGAUGGAAAAGAUACCCUUCAGUGCAUUGCAGAGAUGCUGCAGAUCACCAAGCAAGCCAUGGGAUUAGAUGUGCCUAUAAUAGAGAAAAAGCUUGAGAGGAAGAGCAGUAAACCUCAUGAAGACAUCAUUGGCAUCAGAUCUCAAAACCAAGGCUCUCUGGCCCAGGGAAAAAAAUUUUUAAUGAGCAAAUUUUCAUCUCUAAAUCAAAAAGUGAAACAGACCAAAUCCAAUGUAAAUAUUGGCAAUCUACGAAAGCUAGGAAACUUUACAAAACCUGAAAUGAAAGUUAACUUUCUAAAACCAAACUUAAAAGUAAAUCUUUGGAAAUCAGACAGUAGUCUUGAAACCAUGGAAAACACUAGUGUGAUGGAUAAUAAACCCCAGGCAGAGUCAGAUGGGGAAAUGUCUUCAGAUAAUGACUCAUACCACUCUGAUGAAUUCCUUACAAAUUCCAAGUCUGAUGAAGACAGGCAGCUAGCUAACUCUUUAGAGAAUGUAGGGCCAGUAGACUAUGUUCUUCCUAGUUGUGGUAUUAUUGCUUCAAUACCUCGAUUAGGCAGUCGAUCCCAGUCUAUUAGCAGCACUGAUAUUAGCAUUCAUGUUCCUUCAGAGGUUACUCUUGCUCAUGAAAGUGGGCUUGGAAAAGGCUAUGAGUCUUCUUUGAAGAAAAGUCCUUCUGCUGACAACAUACACACAUUGACUGGCUUUGCCAAGCCCGUGGAUAUUUAUUGCCACAGAUUUGUUCAAGAUGCACAAAACAAAAUGACCCAGCUAUUAGAAACCAGGUCUGUUUCUCAGGCUAGUGAGGAAGGAAAUCAAAUGACCAAUCAAGUUUCUAACGAAGAAGCUCAAUUUGAAUCAGCGGAACAGAUACCUUCUCGACCAUCUCAGUUAGAUGUGUCUUUUUCUGCAGCAGGCCCACAGCUUUUGUCAGUUGAACCAGUGCAUUCAGUCGUAUCUCAAAAGACCCCCAGCUCCGAAUCUGGCACACUUGAACUUGAGAGAGGGCUUCACAUAACUCCUUCUCCUUCAGAGAGCUGUAGCAGCAGAGCAGUCUCUCCCUUUGCAAAGAUUCGAAGUUCCAUGGUCCAGGUUGCUAAUAUUACCCAAGCUGGAUUAACCCAGGGGAUAAGCUUUGCAGUGGCAAAGGUUCAGAAGAGCCCUGCAGAACCUGAAGGAGUUAAUGAAGUCCAGCAGAAUGAACUUAAAAAUAUGUUUACUCAAUGCCAGACACGAAUAAUUCAGAUUUAGUUUUUAGCCACACAGAAUCCUGUGGCUUUUAUUUAAUCCAAAAAAAAGGUGUCAUAUAACCUGUACUGUCUUUGAAUCUAGGGAUCACAAAUUCUAAUUAUGUUUUAAAAGGAGACUGACCUGAGCAGAUUUCCAAAUCUGAGAGCUAGGACAGUGGAAGUGCAUCAUCCUAGAAUGUGUAGACCUAAGUAGCUUAUACACUACAGAGCAGUUUGUCUCUUUAAAAGUAAUUCAGGAAUAGAUUACUUUGGGACGUAAUAACCUGAACCUUUUUUGGAGUGGGGUGGGUGGGUAGAAUGUAUGAAGUAUACACAAAGGGUGGACAUGGAUCCAUUUAGGUGAUUAGCAUUUUUCAUAACUUGUUUUUCUGUUUGUCAGUUCAUUUCUGUGUGUUUCCUCUACAAGGUGAAUACUUAGUUUUUAGUGACUUCAAAGUGUUACUAGUAUGGAGAAGCAUUUUAAUAUAAAAACUGUUGGUUUAAGUUUUUGAUGGCUUAACCAUUCCCUAUAAAGAGUUAAUUGAGGGCUAAUGGCGUUACAGGCAAGAAAUGAAUGCCCAUUUGAUCCUAAUUUUCCCCACAUUCUACUUAAAUUUAAAAUACUGCUACCUUGUACACCCCAAAGUCUAGGAGCAUUAAGACUUGUCAGUCAUAAAACCUGAGCUGUCAGAUGUGAACACCAGCACCUAUUAAUUAAUUUUGCUCUCUUUUCAGAAAUGUUAAGAAUGUAUACAUAUUGGAUACUGGUAAUGUUUGAAAGAAGUCUUUCAAGUUGUAAUUUUUUGCAGGGGGCAGUCCAUAACAUCCUGUGUAGACGAGCACAACUAUUGAACAUUUAGUCUGAAGCACAACUGUGCUAAAACUUUAGGUUUUAUGACUGUAACCUUGACCACAUGGAACCAGGGCCUUGUCUGUAAGCCUAUACAGUAAGAAAGUUGCACACCUUAUUCCAAACAAGUCAUUGGUUUGUCUGAUACAUUUAGAGCCUUACUCUGUUGAAAUGAUUCUCAGCUAAACAUUAUGUCUGUUGUAACUUUGAUAUUUCCACUUUUGUUAUUUAUUAAUGGUAUCUUUUUUGAAGUGUCAGAUGUUGUGACUAUUUAAAAUAAAAUAUCAUUAUAAUUUAAAGUGACAAUGUCUAUGAGAAUUCCUUGAAUAAUAUUUUGAAGAUAAAGGUUUGAUAUUUUAUGUCAGACUAAAGAAUUUGGAAGCAAGGUAAGUUUGCCAUAACUGAACACUUGGUCCCAGGCUUUCCUAAUACUUCUCUACUCUUUUGAAGUGUUUUCAUGACUUUAAAAAUGAUGAAAUGGAUCACAAACCAUCAGAUUUUAAAAACCAAACAUUGAAACUGAAUGCUUUUUUCUCUUACCACCUUUUCUUGAAACUAUUAGAUGUCCUACAACAUAAGAGAAAAUAAAGUCAAGGUCAGGUGAUAAAA